Molecule: messenger RNA, 2308 nt
Organism: Clarias gariepinus (North African catfish)
Lineage: Eukaryota; Metazoa; Chordata; Actinopteri; Siluriformes; Clariidae
Gene: gfod2
Product: glucose-fructose oxidoreductase domain containing 2
Exons: 4
Coding region: 557-1660 (367 amino acids)
Molecular function (GO): nucleotide binding
Source: RefSeq, a predicted model, not a curated record
CCAUCUCUGAUCUGAGACCUGGCAGGAUGAUAACAUAACGUCACGUGACAUAAAUACGCUUUUGAACAGGAUGGGCGUAGAAGUGGGCGUGGCGAAUGACAUGCGCUGGCUCGCUGGUGGUGGGCUGCCUGGUGGUGCGCAUGCGCGGAGUAUUGGCUCGUUUCUGUGGUCGGACGCGUUUGUGAUGGUCCGAGAGCUCACCGCUCUUACUGGGGAAUAAAACAACACUGGAUUAAAACAUAAACACGUAAAGGAAUGUGAACCCUGUCAGAAUGAUACGGCAUGGAUAUCGUCUGUUUUUUCCCUGAAGAGAAGUGAGUUUAUCUUGGUCGGAUCUGAGGAGGGAGGCGGCCCGGAUGCUAGUCAGGAUUUCUCUCAGGAGAUUUUAUUAUCCGAGAAAAAAUAACUAAAAGAGGAUUUUUAUUUAAGGAAAGGAUUUUCCAAAAAGUAGUUUGGGAUUAUCUUCUCGUUAUUUGGAGUUUCAGCAACAGGAUGUGUGUAAUAACUGACAGAGUGUGAGCGCAGCAGGCUUGUGUGUGUGUGCGUGCUGAGCAGCAUGUUGCCGGGUGUGGGUGUGUUUGGGACGGGGCAGACCGUGCGCUCCCUGGUGUCCUUACUGCAGGAGGAAGGGUUCCCGGUUCAGGCCGUCUGGGGCCGGACGCAGGAGGAAGCGGAACGUCUGGCUGAUGAUCUCAGCAUCCCCUUCGCUACCAGCCAAUCAGAUGACGUCCUGCUGCGACAGGAAGUCCACCUCGUGUGUAUUCUGACGCCGCCGCCGCACACGCGCCAGAUCGCUGUGAAGGCACUGGGCAUUGGAAAGAAUGUGAUCAGCGAGCAGGCCGCUACGCUGACUGAUGCGUAUACGAUGGUGAUGGCGGCACGGUAUUACCCGCAGCUAAUGAGCAUCAUGAACAACGCUCUGCGCUUCCUUCCCGCCUUCAUUCUGAUGAAGCGCCUGCUCGCAGAGGGCUACUGUGGAACGCUGCAGGUGUGUGAGGCACGUGUGUACGGCGGCUCAUUGCUAAGCCAGUCGUACGGCUGGGCGUGGGAGGAGCUGAUGGGCGGCGGCGGCUUGCACACUGUCGGCUCUCGCAUUAUUGACCUGCUGAGCUACCUGACUGGGGGGCGGGCCGUUCGCGUGCACGGAAUGCUCAGGACCUUUGUGCGUCACGGUGGUUCGGGCGGCGGCAUCCGCUCUGUCACGGCCGAUGACUACGCCUGCUUCCAGCUGCUCAUGGCAGGGGGCGUGGUCUGCAACGUGACACUGAACUUUAACCUCCCGGGUGCCGAGCUUCACGAGGUCAUGCUGGUGGGGUCGUCCGGCAGACUGGUGGCCAAGAGCACCGAGCUGUACGGCCAGCGCAACGGCACCAAGGGGGAGGAGCUUCUUUUGAGCGAUACUGUCUCAGGGGCAGGGCCUUCAGUCUCGGGAUUGAAAGCGAUGGUGACUCAUUUGCGCGAGUCGUUCCAGGCGCAGGAGGACCGGCGCUCGUGGGUGCAGCAUUCAGUCGCCAUGGCGGCUACGUUCGAGGAUGGGCUGUACGUUCAGACAGUGGUGGACGCUAUCAAAAGGUCGAAUCGUAGCGGCGAGUGGGAGAGCGUGGACAUCAGGACCGAGGACGUGGAUCCAAAUCAGAACCACAGAACCACCCCGCUCUGAACUGGAAGUAUUCAGAAACGCCACCUUCCCAUACACCUGGUGUUUAUUCAGCGUCGUCCAUCAGCCGCUCGUCCUCGCAGUUUAAUAUCAGGAUGAAUAUCUGAGAAUCACAUCACGGUGCUAAAGGUUUGACUGUGUGUCUGUUGAUGCCUUAAAAAAAUUAAAAGGUCAGAUUUAUAAACCUCAACACUACAGAUUAGAUGGUUUGAUCAGAGACACACCUCACUCACAUCAGACUUCUAAACAAACAUUACUCACUACACUACGCACGCCUGCUGUGAAUACAGUGCACUUCAAGAAUGUUCUUUACACAACACUACUAUCACACACACACACACACACACACACACGCUCAUGGCACUGCACAAUGAAAACAAACAGUGUUCUGUUCUUUUACCUCUUUCUGUUUAGUAUUUGUGGUAAACACCGAGGGUAGUUUUAAAAAGUCAUUCACUGAAAUAUAUUUUUAGGAAAGAAGAAACUUUGAAGAAUUAUUAUUUCCGUUUUUUAUUUUAUGGGGGUUAUAUAAACAGGCACAUGCAUAUCCUUUACAUUUCAGCACCAGACUUCGUACUGUAAACUCUGAUAUUAUUACAACAGAUCAGUGAACGUUUCUCUAUGUUAUGAUUGUACACUUUCUCUUGACUU